Messenger RNA from Penicillium brasilianum, 1756 nucleotides. Lineage: Eukaryota; Fungi; Ascomycota; Eurotiomycetes; Eurotiales; Aspergillaceae. The record is from the annotation of a GenBank genome assembly.
CCCCCCACCCCGGAAGAGACCGACCGAUCCUCGUCACGGGACCGAUCACUCCUCUCCCCCACCACAUGCCGAACCAUGACCGGUGCUCUUCCGCGCAGACGGAGCGCCACUGCAAGAUGUCUUAUUCAAUUCACGGGGAAACGUCCACCCAAAGGAUCCGGGGUAGCGUGGAAACCUUUCCAAUGUUGGUGGGGCCCAGUACAGUAAUCCCCAGUCUUUUUGAUGUCUCUGGAUCUAGGGGUAAACUGCCGCGGUAAAUCUUCAAGGAUCCCAAGGCAAGUCGCACAGUACAACUCUUGUACUGUAGGUGGCGCCAUCGGCUCGCAGGGACAGCCGCGGCGGAUGUAAGCUUGUCCGCGCGGCUCGGCAUUUGCCUCAAAGUGGAAAGAUCCGUCGGAGUUAAUCAGGCGUGUUUAUAAAGCGCGAACGAUCCCCUCACAGAACUGAGCUUUACCAAUUACUUUCGAUCCGUCCCCAGUACAAUCACGAGAAACAUGGCUGGUACUUCUCUUCGCAAUAUCAUCGUCGUUGGCGGCUCCUUUGUGGGGCGGUCGACGGCUCAGGAACUUGCAAAGAUCAUUCCACCAACUCACAGGAUCCUCCUGACAGAGCCUCACAGUCAUUUCCACCAUCUCUUCACAUUCCCUCGUUUUGCCAUCGUUCCUGGCCAAGAACACAAAGCAUUCAUUCCAUAUAGCGGACUCUUCGCAAAUGCCACGAACCCAGCUGCUCACGCCGUGGUUCAAGCGCGCGUCACAUCCAUUCGGCCAGAGCAUAUAGAGCUUGAUCGCGAGUGGCAAGGCUCGAACCAAAUUCCAUUCGAUUAUGUCGUUGUUGCGACGGGGACUCGGCUCUCAAAGCCCGCUGCCAUGGAACACGACGACAAGCCGUCAUCCGUCGACUACCUACAAAAGCACCAAGCCGAUGUCAAGCGAUCAAAAUCGAUUCUGAUCGUCGGAGGUGGUGCAGUUGGCGUACAAAUGGCCACUGACCUCAAAGAGUAUUACCCGGACAAGGAGGUGACGGUGGUCCAGUCACGGCCUCGUGUGAUGCCGAGCUUCCACCCUCGACUGCAUGAGAUCAUUCAGAAGCGCUUUGACGAGUUGGGUGUGAGACUCAUCACCGGGUCUCGCGUGAAGAUUCCCCCUGGUGGCUUCCCCAAUGAUGGAAACACGUUCGACGUGCAGCUGACAAACGGCACGACGGAAUCUACCGAGUUGGUCAUUUUGGCGACUGGGCAAACCCCCAACAACAAAUUGGUCGCAGAUUUGGAACCCUCCACACCUGAAGGUCCCUCCGUGAUCAACCCAGAUAAUGGAUUCAUUCGAGUUCGGCCGACGAUGCAGUUCCUCGAUGAGAAAUACUCGAACCUGUUCGCUGUCGGAGAUAUCGCCGAUACGGGGGCACAGAAGGCAGCACGACCCGGCGCAGCCCAAGCUGCUGUGGUUGCAAAGAAUAUCCAGGCACUGAUCGAGGGAAAGAAGCCCGAAGGGGAGUUUGUCAAGGGACCAGGGGCCAUUCACAUUACCCUAGGCAUGAAAUACAACAUGAUUUUCCGCAACCCGAAUACCGCAGAGGGUCAAACUGAGCCUUGGAUCAAUGAGAAGAAUGAUGGUCAAGAGGACAUGAAUGUGGAGGGCAUGUGGCAACGAAUGGGAAUUUCUGUUGACAACCCGCGUCAAUAUCACCUCUGAACGGAGCAAUAUCACGACAUAAGAAAUGGACCUUACCUAUAGACUAUGAAUAAAAUAACCAU